This is a messenger RNA of Humulus lupulus (European hop), 555 nucleotides long. RefSeq lists its product as uncharacterized. The record is from RefSeq and is a predicted model, not a curated record. Bases 1 to 555 code for a protein of 184 amino acids. Lineage: Eukaryota; Viridiplantae; Streptophyta; Magnoliopsida; Rosales; Cannabaceae. The transcript has a single exon.
AUGGGAUAUGGAUUCAAACUGGUCUAUGAGCGCUUCAGGAAACAGUCUCUACCAAACUUUGAAGGAAAACCCGACCCUAUGGUGGUUGAGGAAUGGUUGAAGUCGAUCGAGGCCAUCUUUGAUCACAUGGAGUUGGAUGAUCGUCAAAGGGUUUUUUGUGCUGCUCAUCUACUCAAGAUGGAUGCAAAAAUCUGGUGGGAUGUGGUGAAGAAAACACGUGACCUCAACACCAUGACUUGGGCAAACUUUAUCCAAGUGUUCAACAAGAAGUACUAUAGUGCGACUAUACUAGAAACCAAGGUCGACGAGUUUGUAACAUUGAUGCAGGGCAACCUUUUUGACAUAGAGUACGCCCAAAAUGUUUAUAGGUUGGCAAGGUUUACUCCUGAGAUAGUACCAACCGAGGCCAUGAAGGUCCAAAGUUUUGUGAGAGGAUUACAACCCAUGAUUGCUAGGGAUGUGAAGAUGACCAGUGUUGAAGUGGUUAGUUAUGCUGAAAUCUUAGACAAGGCCCUUGGUGUAGAGUACUUAGAUGUAAUGACCCAACUAUUCUAG